Haliotis rufescens (red abalone) is the source of this 1281-nucleotide messenger RNA. RefSeq lists its product as uncharacterized. Bases 263 to 799 code for a protein of 178 amino acids. NCBI's taxonomy places the organism in Eukaryota, Metazoa, Mollusca, Gastropoda, Lepetellida, Haliotidae. The record is from RefSeq and is a predicted model, not a curated record. The transcript is spliced from 4 exons.
GUUCAUGGUGACAAGGAUGUAUAAAGACUGUUAAUCACACACUUGGUCUCUGGACAUCUGGGACAAGAAGUCAUAUCGCUCACAUAGUUAGUUAGUAAUUCACAUACUGAGUAACCAGCAGAGUUAAUAUACAGUGUUAUUGAACGUACAGAACACGUAGAUACCAACGAGGACUUCGUCCAGCCAGGAAUCGUUUGGCUACAAGGAAUAAAGGUUGACGUCACUGUCUGUUUGGUGAAGUGUAGUGAGGUGUGUGUUCACGAUGUACUUUCUGAAACGUGGAUGGAUACUUCUCACUCUGACUGCUGUUUCCUAUGCCUUUGACGUGUGUACCGAGGUUGGGGAUUUUCAUACCAGGACACUGACGUGUGACGAUUUAUGUUGUGGGUCACUUUCUUCCAGAUAUUGUUGCUCAAAGAGACGUCUGUCAGCAAAGAGUAUUGGGGUCGUCGUGACUUGUGUUGUGUUCGGGAUCGCCUUAAUUAUCGGAGCACUCUACUGCUGUUGGUUAUAUCAAGGCCCCCGGGGUCGCGCCGUGACCACCAACCAACAACUAGCCGUCGUACAGACAGGUACAAACCCCACCGGUGCUGCAUAUAAUGCAGGAUACAUCUACCCAUCUCAGCUUGCUCCAGGUACGUACUGCCCCCAACCUGCAGGGACGGAACAACCCCCACCACUCUACUUCCACAGACCAGGGCCAGUCUAUGAUCCAACAACAGGAGAAGCAUUUUCUCCGUUUACACUCUCUGAAAACAACUCUGACACCAAAGCCUUGACAACCAGUGGGCAGGUUUAAGACAGCCUGCGGUGGUAGAGAAUCGCGUAGCUGAUAGACAAUAGAGUUUACUACAAUAUCUGUUGCAUGAAUAGGGGUAAGGAAGCCCGGAGGGCAAUCUUCUAUGCAUGAUCUACUUAUAAGCAGCAGAAUCCCUGCACCUGUUCACAGAAGAUUAAAACCAAAAUUUACAUACCUUUUUCAGUUUCAACAAAUUCAGUAAAUGCGAUAUCGUGUGACUUGAUUUCUGGUCUUUCGCUUGAUUGUCAUCUUCUGAGUUAAUUGUGUAUGUUACAUAGGACCAGUCGUUGUAUCAUACCUACGAAUGAUUCACACCACGUUUUACGUGAUGCGUCAAAACAACCGCACGUAAACAUAACGUACGUGUGUGCGUGCGUGCGUGCGUGUGUGAGAGAGAGAUAAGUACUUUCGUCGUGCGUCACUUCUUAUUGUAACGCAGUUGUGUAUCAUUAUUUCUUUUGUAUAAGUAUUUGAUGUUUUAA